AUGUUCAAUUUUCAAAAUGGAAAUGCGAAGCAACUAAAGAAGAGAGAGCGGGUGGUGCGCGAGAUCUGGGAGACAGAGGUGGGCUACGUCCACGAUCUUGAAGUCAUUUUCAUCAAUCCGUUGCGAGACGCCUCCAUUCUCUCAAGAACGGAAAUCCCCCAGAUCUUUGGCAAUCUCGAGGUGCUGCACCAGUACAACGCGCAAUUCCUCAGCUCCCUCAACGAUCGCCUUUCCGACAGCCACAAUUAUGAAGACAUCAACGACCUCUCGCUGGCCAACAUCGGCGACCUCUUCAUCCAAGUGGCCACGCCCAACUUCAGUUCCAUGUACAAGACCUACUGCAAGAACUACCGGGCCUGUCUCGACGCCCUUCGCUAUUUCAAGGACCGCAUCCCCGAAUUCGACCCCUUUGUCAGGAAAUGCGAAUUGGCUGAAGAGUGCAAGGCGCUCGACCUGGGAUCGUUCCUCAUCAAACCGGUCCAGCGAAUAUGCAAGUAUCCGCUCCUCCUCCGAGAACUUCUCAAAUGCACGAGCGAGAACCACUCCGACCACGAAGACCUGGUCAAGGCCAUCGCCAUCUUCGAGGAACUCACCGCCCACAUCGACAACGCCAAGGAGGUGUUGACGCCUGGGCGUGUGUUCAUCAGGGAGGGGUACCUCAUGAAGCUCAGCCCGCGCAAGGCGGACUACUACCAGGAGCGGUAUCUGUUCCUCUUCAACGACGUGCUCGUCUACGCGCGACCCAAGAAAAACCUCAAAUUCCAGAAAGAAGCGGCGGGGGUGAGGCAGAGCCGACUCCACGGCAAGAAGAAGAGCCUCAGCAAGCGGGACGUCAACGAACUGUUUGGCAGCGACUCGUCGGCCAUCAAGCGCAAGGGAAUCAACAGCGGCCGCAUGGAGCCGUCGAGUCUGGACACGUCGUCCAGCAUCACUCGAAAACGACACGCGUUUUCCAUCGUCCGAAUGGACACCAAGAAGACUUACGUCAUGCACGCCAAAUCGCCGGAGGACAAACACCUGUGGCUUUCUGCCAUCGAGCAGGUGAUCAACGAGCUGCUGGAGAAGAAGUUCGUGGGCGAGAAGCCCAUGACGGGCGCGCCCUCGCCGGCGUCGAUGCUGAUGAUGAGCGCGGGCGCGGUCCUCCUGGACAACCCGCCCGCCGAGAUGAUCAAGCGCGAGGUGGCCUUCUCCAGCUCCCUGCCGGCCGCCUCCGCGCUCACCGCCGCCCUCGCCUCCCCGGCCGCCCACCCGAGCGACGACUCCGCCUCCCCGGCCUACGUCCCCACGCCCCGCAGCAACGAAGCAGCGGCCGUCUCGCCGCCGCCGUCGCAGUCCGGGGCCGCCUCGCCCACGACGCUGGCCUCGCCGCCCUCGUCGUCCGGCACGCCCGUCUACGGCACGCCGUCGUCGACGUCGACAAUGGCGACAGGAAACCCGCUGGCGCUCUCCGGCAACACGAACCCGACGGCGGCGCUGAUGGCGUCGAUGGGCGCCUCAACGGCCGCGCAGCCGCCGAUGAACAAGGGCGAGGUCAUGGAGAGCCUGCGCCGACAGAACAACCGGCUCAAGAUCGUCAACGAGGAGCUGGAGGGCCGGCUCCAGUUCGCCGAGCACGAGCUCAGGCGCGAGCGCGAGGAGGCGCAGGCGGAGAUCGCCGACCUGCAGCGGCAGCGGCGCGAGCUCGAGGCGCUGGUCGACUUUCUGGUGCAGGUCACGGGCAAGACGCGGGACGAGCUCAACGAGAUCCGCCAAUGGGCGCUCGAGGAGGUCGAGGACUCGUCGGACGAGGCCGAACCGGACGACGAGGGGCGCGAGCGCGAAGAGCCCGAGGCCACUGUGGUGGAGGCUGUGGCGGAGGCGGAGGCUGAUAUGGAGGCGGAGGCGGUGGCGACGCCAAAGAACGAAAGCGACGGCGGAGAGGAUGCGCAGCAGACAAAGAACGAAGAAAGCGACGUGGUGGAGGCCGAGAAGACCGAGGAGCAGCAGGGAGGCGUGCCCAGCGGCGAGAGCGAGGGCAUCAACGAGAAGAACGAAAGCGAAACCGAGAGCGAGAGUGAAAGCGAAAGCGACAAUGCGAGCGACUCAGCCAAUGAAAACAUCGUGGAAGAACCACCGCAGCGGGCGGUGGACGACGAGAAACUGGCCGUACGGGAGAUCGCCGCCCCCGAGCUGCAGGCGACCGCCGAGGCCCAGCAGCAGCUGCUGCAACUGCAACGAGCACGGGACGAGGAAGAGGCGCGGAAGACGUCGCUCGGGCGGAAGUGGGAAGAGCAGGCCCGCCGCGUCCAAAUGGAAAGGGAACUCAAAAACCGGGAGUGGUCCGACAAGAAGCUGGAUCUGAUCAAGAUCAGGCAUCCGUCGGUGCGCAUCGCGGUCCCGCUGGAGGAGAUCAAGAAGCGGUUCGCGCAGGAGGAGCUGGAGAAGGAGAUCGAGAAGUACUUCCCUCGCCACCUGCUCCAGCCCGGCAAGCCCUCGGCCUCCUCCACCUCGCCCCGGUCGCCUCGGUCGGAGGCAACCGCCGCGGCUGUGUCGACAGCAUCGCCUACACUUUCGACGCCCGCCGUCGAGGGUGACAACUCCGAAAAGAAAGAAGAACGAACGUUGGCUCCGGCGACGGCGAUCGUGGAAGCGGAGGAGGCCGGGGCGCGCCCGAGCGAGAAGGGCGGAGGCAUGGUGGGCUACGUGUCGAAGCUGAAGAAGAGCAACAACGACUGCAGGCCGGGCACGUUCGGCUUCAAUGCCAUCCCAGUCGUCGUCGGCGAGCGGGAAUCGAACGGCGGCACGGCGACUGCGGCCACUCUCAAGGGCUCGAACUCGUUCCGGCUGGGCAGCUACCGGCGGGAGCGAGACAGCGGCAGCGGCGCCGUUGGUGUCGACAGCGACAAGCGACAGUUGUCGACAAUCGGCGAGCUCAAGGCGGCUGAUGACGUCCGCAGCAGCACCACCACCACCAGCGCUCCGACCGUCAUCGCGGCGCAGCUGGACUUUAUUCGCGAGGAGUUCGGCGGCGGCGCCGGGGCGAAGAGCGAAAGCGUCGACGAGUACGGGGUGGUGAGCGACGCCGCGGCGGAGGUGGAGACGAACGAAGCCGAACUGCAGCGGAUGGAGCUCCGGUACCGGCUGCAGGCCGACCGCGAGGUCGCCAACGGCAAGUACGCCCGGCGGGUGGGCGUCCUCUACAAGAAGGAGCGCAACGGCGACAAGUGGUUCGGCUGCAAGUUCGUGCUCGGCAAGUACUCCCUGAAGUACUUCAAGAUCCGGGCCGACUGGGAAACAGCCGAGGCGUUGGGCGAGAUCUCGCUCGUGCGGGCGCGGGUGGACUGCUGCCCGCACGGGAAGGACAAGGGCUUCUGCUUCCUCUUGCAGUCGCCCCUGGAGACCGCCUUCCUCGCCGCCGACAAGGAAGACGCCCUGCGGGAUUGGUUGGAGGCCAUCAUGGGCUGCAUUCGGGAUCUGCCCGUCGGCCUCCGGUGGUCCUUCCGUCGUGACGACUCCUUGGUCAAGGCCCAAAGCGACCUGAUGUUGAAGGAGAGGAUGGAGAAGCGGGAGUGGUUGAUGAACGAACGCCAACGCACCGGGUCGAUUCCGAUGCCACCCACCGCUGCCGCCCUGGCGACACCCGGCGCCACCACCGGCGAGCCGUCGGCCGCCUCCGAGCAACCCACAAAUGACCAACAGCGGAAGGAGGGCUACGCCUACGUCAGCACUCCCUCCGACUCUGAAGGCGACAGCGGCAAGCUGCUUUACUGCGUGUGUUGCCGCAACGGAACCCUGUCCACCUACGCCAGCUCCAAGGCGCUGACGACGCCCGUGGCGGAAUACGAGCUGGCGGGGAGGAAGCUGCAGGCGCGGGCCAGCGCGAAGGACUACGCCUUCACGCUUCGGGUGAGUCACGAAGCUGAGGAGCAAGAGGAGGCGCAGGAGGUGGUGACGCUUAGGUUCCUCAACGAAGCCGAGCUCCGUGCGUGGCACCGUUUUGCGCUCUCCGUUGCCGCCGCGCCAACCACCACCACGAACCCAUGA
Messenger RNA from Acanthamoeba castellanii str. Neff, 4023 nucleotides. Its product is annotated as RhoGEF domain containing protein. The transcript is spliced from 18 exons. Bases 1 to 4023 code for a protein of 1340 amino acids. NCBI's taxonomy places the organism in Eukaryota, Discosea, Longamoebia, Acanthamoebidae. Gene Ontology annotation, biological process: intracellular signal transduction. Gene Ontology annotation, molecular function: guanyl-nucleotide exchange factor activity. The record is from RefSeq and is a predicted model, not a curated record.